AUGAGUUCUGCGAUUCGUCUUCUUCUGUUUCUCAUACUAACCCUUCCGCUUGUCACAUCUUCUGCCCGCAACACCCUCUCUGUUUCAGGAUUUGCGAAGACAGGGAUUGCAAGAAGAUCGUUGAUGGUGGUGAACAUAGAGGAUUAUAGUGAUCCAUCUGCAAACACCAGACACGAUCCCAGCGUUCCGACCAAUGCAAAGGCUGACACAUCACCUUAA
Messenger RNA from Thlaspi arvense, 219 nucleotides. Lineage: Eukaryota; Viridiplantae; Streptophyta; Magnoliopsida; Brassicales; Brassicaceae. The record is from the annotation of a GenBank genome assembly.